Messenger RNA from Cucumis sativus (cucumber), 429 nucleotides. RefSeq names its product E3 ubiquitin-protein ligase UPL6-like. The record is from RefSeq and is a predicted model, not a curated record. The annotation marks the transcript as partial. NCBI's taxonomy places the organism in Eukaryota, Viridiplantae, Streptophyta, Magnoliopsida, Cucurbitales, Cucurbitaceae. The transcript has 2 exons.
GUUCUUGAUAGAAACCAAUUGAGGAAUCAACUUUUGGCUGCACCUGUGAACUCUAACACACCUGCAACUCUAUUGUUAGACACAAUUAUUUUCUUAUUACAACCUGAACUCCCAUGGGUUUGUAAAAUUGUUGGUUACUUCCUGGAAAGAAAUGCAUAUGCGUUGAUUAGGGAUAUCACUUUGACAGGGAAGGAAAGUGCAGAUUCACAUUCCAAGAGUUCAUUGGCUUCUCUAGAACAUCUGCUGUCUCUUUUGAGUUCUCAUGUUGGUAAGAAGCCAUGUUGUUGCCCACGUGUUGAUCCCAAUUGGAGUUUCUCCUCUCAAAUUCUUACUCUUCCUUUACUGUGGCGGACAUUCACAUUUCACACCUCUCUCUACCCAAUGGACAAAGUUGCAUGUGUCAUCCUCUACUAGGUUUGUGUACCUUGC